AUAAUCGUACUUAGUAUGGCUUUCUUCUUUUAGAAACACCCUUUUCGAACCCCAAAUUAUUGGCCUUAUACCUGCACUGAUUAUCUCCAGGGUCAUGGGUACCUCUAAUGGUUGCAGAAUAGAUUAUGCUGAUCUGGAUGAGUCUUAUCAGCCAAUAUUACAUGAAAGACGUUCAUUCUCGGGGGAGACGGUGAGUUCUGAACUUGAAGAAAUAUUAUCUAACAUGGAAUUAUCCCGCAGUCGGCGAAUCCUGAGAGCCACCUUUCUUGAACUGAAAAUCCUCUUUCCUCUAGCAGCACCAGCAAUUGUGGUUUACUUGCUCAAUUUUCUUAUUUCCAUAUCCACCCAAAUUUUCUGUGGUCAUCUUGGCAAUCUUCAACUUGCUGGUGCCUCUCUUGGCACUACUGGCAUCCAAGUUUUUAUCUUUGGCAUUAUGUUGGGCAUGGGAAGUGCAGUGGAGACACUAUGUGGACAAGCCUAUGGAGCACACAAAUAUGAAAUGCUAGGCAUAUAUAUGCAAAGAUCCACAAUUCUUCUCACUUUAUCUGGGCUUGUGCUUAUGUUUAUCUACAUCUUCUGCAAGCCUAUCUUACUGGGACUACACGAAUCUCCUUCCAUUGCAUCUGCAGCUGCAAUUUUUGUCUAUGGUUUAAUUCCACAAAUCUUUGCUUACGCCUGCAAUUUUCCCAUACAAAAGUUCUUGCAAGCUCAAAGUGUAAUUUUCCCUAGUGCAUGCAUAUCAGCUGGUACUCUUGUACUGCAUGUACUACUAAGUUGGGUUGUAAUUUUCAAGCUUGGAGGAGGGUUGUUGGGUGCUGCAUUGGUUGCGAGUCUUUCAUGGUGGAUUAUAGUGGUGGCCCAGUUUGUGUACAUUCUAGCAAGCAAGAAGUUCAAGCACACCUGGAGGGGUUUUAGUAUCCAGGCCUUCUCUGGGUUAUGGGAUUUCUUCAAGUUGUCCCUUGCAUCAGGUGUUAUGCUAUGCCUUGAGACUUGGUACUAUCAGAUACUAACGUUGAUCGCAGGGCUGCUUAAAAAUGCUGAAGUUUCCUUGGACGCUCUGUCCAUCUGCAUGGCGAUAAACGGGUGGUGUUUUAUGAUCUCUGUUGGUUUUCAAGCAGCAGCAAGUGUGAGAGUAGGCAAUGAGUUAGGAGCUGGACAUCCCAAAGCAGCUUCUUUUGCUGUUAUAAUAGUAAAUUUAAGCUCAUUGAUCAUAUCUGUGAUCUUGGCCAUUGCUGUGCUCUUGUUGCGGCAUGUCAUAAGCUAUGCCUUCACUAGUGGUACGGUGGUUGCCGGUGCUGUUGCGGAGCUUUCCCCCUUUUUGGCUGCCUCCAUCGUACUAGGUGGAGUCCAACCUGUUUUGUCUGGAGUGGCUGUUGGAUGCGGAUGGCAAGCAUUUGUGGCAUAUGUUAAUAUUGCAUGUUACUACAUAAUUGGCAUUCCAUUGGGUUGCGUUCUUGGCUUUACAUGCGACAUGGGUGCAAAGGGAAUAUGGAGUGGAAUGUUGGGAGGCACAAUUAUGCAGACUAUAGUCUUAUUAUGGGCAACAUUUAGGACAAAUUGGAAAAAAGAGGUGGAGAAAGCUCACAGUCGAUUGGAUUCUUGGAAUGACAAUAAAGAACCACUUUUGAAGGAGUAAAAUGGACAUCGGUUUAGGUUCAGUGGAUAUUUUGCUUGCCUUUAAGGAGAUAAUUUUACUAAAUAAAUCUCAAGAAGCAAGAUGUUUCCUUUUUCAUUUCUUAUAGUUUCUCAUAUCCUUUUCCCCUUUGAAUAUUCAAGAGCAUUGA
Molecule: messenger RNA, 1784 nt
Organism: Populus euphratica (Euphrates poplar)
Lineage: Eukaryota; Viridiplantae; Streptophyta; Magnoliopsida; Malpighiales; Salicaceae
Product: protein TRANSPARENT TESTA 12-like
Exons: 7
Coding region: 95-1636 (513 amino acids)
Biological process (GO): xenobiotic detoxification by transmembrane export across the plasma membrane
Cellular component (GO): membrane
Molecular function (GO): antiporter activity; xenobiotic transmembrane transporter activity
Source: RefSeq, a predicted model, not a curated record